AUGAAUGUGCAGCCGUGUGCUAGAUGUGGCUAUGGGGUUUACCCUGCUGAGAAGAUUAACUGUAUAGAUCAGACAUGGCAUAAAGCCUGUUUUCACUGCGAAAUAUGCAAGAUGAUGUUAACAGUAAACAACUUUGUUAGCCAUGAGAAAAAGCCUUACUGUCAAGCACAUAAUCCAAAAAACAAUGCGUUCACAAGCGUGUUUGAGACACCAAUAAAUAUAAAUGCAAAAAAACUGUCGGAAGUGGUAAGUGAGGUAAAAUAUCGAGAAGAGGCUGAACAAUUCCAAUCAGUCUUUCAAUGGGAUGUAAGGUCCAGAGAAACUGAAGCUGCCUAUAAAGCUCAACAACUGGCUACCCAGAAUGCUUACUAUGCUGCCUAUGAGGAGGGAAGAUCAUGGUAUUCUGGAACCAUCCCAGAUCCUGAGAUGGUCAGGAUAACACAAGCACAAAAGACUCUAAAUGAUUUUCAAUAUACAGAAGAAUAUGAGCCACGGAGAGGCAAAGGCAGCUUUCCUGCUAUGAUCACUCCAGGUUAUGAGGUUGCUAAGAGAGCCACCCAACUAAGCAGUAAUGUAGAAUAUAAGCGCGGACACGAAGAGAGAGUUUCAAAGUUCACCUCUGUUGUAGACACUCCAGAUAUACUUCAUGCAAAGGUUGGAGGACAGCUUUCAAGUGAUUUGAAAUACACAGAAGACUUUGAAGAACGGAAAGGGAAAGGCAGCUUUCCUGCUAUGAUCACUCCAGCUUAUCAAAUAGCCAAGAGAGCGAAUGAAUUAGCUAGUGAUGUAAAGUACCAUCAAAGAUAUGAAAAAGAGAUCAAGGGAAAAGCCAGCCAUACAGCUGGAACAGACGUUACUUUUGAAAGAGAAAAUGUAGCUCAGUAUGGCCAGGAUUAUAUGGAUGAGUAUGAAGAACGCAGAGGGAAAGGAAGCUUUCCUGCUAUGAUCACUCCAGCUUAUCAAAAUGCCAAGAAAGCAAAUGAAUUGGCAAGUGAUAUAAAAUACAAGAAAGAUCUUUCGAAGAUGAAAGGUGCAGCUCACUUUCACUCCCUAACGGCUGAAGACAACUUAGUCCUCAAACAAGCCCAAAGUGUUAACAAGCUUGUCAGUGAGGUGGAGUAUAAGAAGGAUCUCGGGAACAACAGCGGCUACAGCAUGAACUACUGUGAUACUCCACAGUUCAAGAAUGUGAGCAAGAUCGCAAAAUUCACCAGUGAUCUAAAAUACAAAGAAACCUACCAGAACCAGAUGAAAGGUCAUUAUGUAGGUAUGGGCAUGGACAAGCGAAUGCUACAUGCCAUGAAAGUUGGCAGCUUGGCAAGCAAUAUAGCCUAUAAAUCUGAUUACAAACAUGAUGGUGUUGACUACAAUUACCCAGCUACUCUCACUCCUUCAUAUCAGACAACAAGGAAGUUGGUCCCUUUGAAAGAUGUAAACUACAGGCAAAGCAUAGACAAGCUGAAGUACAGCUCUGUUGCCAGCACUCCACAAAUUGCUCAAGCCAAAAUAAAUGCACAGCAGCUCAGUGAUUUGAGCUACCGAGCCCAGUAUGAGAAGACAAAAACGAAUUACACUCUACCUCAGGAUGUACCUCAGUUAGUCAAGGCAAAAGCCAAUGCUGAAUUAUACAGUGAGAUAAAGUAUAAAGAAGGCUGGGAGAAGAGCAAGGGACAGGGCUUUGAAAUGAAACUUGAUUCUCUGCCUUUACUUGCUGCCAAAGCUUCAAGGGAUCUUGCCAGUGAUAUUAAAUAUAAAGAAGAAUAUGAAAAAACGAAAGGGAAAGCAAUUGGAACCAAAGAUUCAAGACUUUUGCACUCUCUGCAGGUGGCCAAGAUGAGUAGUGAGAUUGCCUACAAAAAAGGUUUUGAGGAGAGUAAGACCCAUUUCCAUCUGCCUAUGGAUAUGGUAAACCUGAGACAUGCUAAGAAGGCCCAGGCACUUGCUAGUGACCUAGACUAUAGAAAGAGACUCCAUGAAUACACAGUGGUUCCAGAAGAUAUGAAGACCAAAUGGGCAAAGAAGGCCUAUGGUCUCCAGAGUGAUCUUCGAUACAGGGCAGAUCUGAUGUGGAUGAAAGGAGCUGGGUGUAUCACAGAAGGAAGUCUGAAUAUACAACAAGCCAAAAAGGCAGGAGAUUUGGUCAGUGAGAAAAAGUACAGACAGAAGGCUGAUGCUCUGAAGUUCACCAGUGUGGCUGACAGUUCUCAGAUCAAGCAUGCCAAGAAAAGCCAGGAACUACAAAGUGAUGUUGCCUACAGGUCAGGAAAAGAGGAGUUUCUCCAUCAGUACACCAUCAGCAAAGAUGAUCCUGUCUUCAUACUGGCCAAAACAAAUGCUGCCAAUAUUAGUGAGAAACUCUACAAGAGUAGCUGGGAGAAGCAGAAGGAAAAAGGAUUUGUGCUUCGUCUGGAUGCUUUGUCAUUCUUGACAGCUAAGGCAAAGAGGGAUCUGGCAAGUGAUAUUAAAUAUAAGGAAGGUUAUGAGAGGAUGAAGGGUAAGCUGAUUGGAGUAAAAGCUGUGGAGGAAGAUUCGCAGAUGGCUCAUUCCCUUCAGAUGUCAAAGUUGCAGAGUGAUCUGGAGUACAAGAAGGCAUUUGAGGACACAAAGAAUAAGUUCCACGUCUCCAUGGAUAUGAUUAACCUCGUCCAUGCCAAGAAGGCUCAAAAUUUGGCCACAAAUACAGGAUACAAGACAGCUCUCCAUCGCUACACAGCUCUGCCUACUGACAUGAAGGUGGCAUGGGCCAAGUGGGCCUACGGAUUGCAAAGUGAUAACCGAUACAGGGCAGAUUUGAACUGGAUGAAAGGAGCUGGAUGGAUAGCCACUGGGUCAUUAAACAUGGAGCAGGCUAAGAAGGCAGGAGAACUCAUUAGUGAGAAGAAGUACCGUCAGCAUCCAUAUGCUUUGAAGUUUACCAGUAUUAAAGACACUCCUGAGAUGAUCCAGGCUAGAAUUAGUUAUAACCAGGCUGUGGAUAGGCUGUACAAGGAGCAUGGAGAGAGUGUAAAGCAUCAGUAUACGCCAACAACGGAUCUUCCUGAAAUCCUGCAGGCCAAAUUAAAUGCUAUGAAUAUCAGUGAGAUUCGCUAUAAGGAGUCCUGGGGAAAGACGAAAGAUGGUGGCUAUCAGCUGAAACUAGAUGCCAUUCCUUUCCGGGCAGCCAAGGCUUCGGGUGAAAUCAUAAGUGAUCACAAGUAUAAGGAGGCAUUUCAAAAAAUGAAAGGACAGAUGGUUGGCUCACGUGGCCUGGAUGGUGAUAUUCAUAUUGCUCAUUCAGUCCGUGCAGCAGCGCUGCAGAGUGAUGUGAAAUAUAAGCAAGGUUUUGAGGAUACAAAGACUCACUUCCACCUGCCACUGGAUAUGAUAAACUUGGUCCAUGCCAGGAAAGCCCAGUCCUUGGUCAGUGAUCAAGAAUACAGACAGCUGCUACACCAGUACACUUCUUUGACUGAUGAUGUGAGAUUGCGGUGUGCCAAGAAUGCAUACAAAUUACAGAGUGAGAAUUUAUACCGGUCUGACAUGAACUUCAUGCGAGGAGUUGGAUGUAUUACUCCAGGGGCCCUGGAGAUUGAAGGAAAGAAGAAAGCUUCUGAACUCAUCAGCGAGAGUAAAUAUCGUCAGCAGCCACAUUCCUUCAAGUACACAUCGGUGACAGACUCUCCUGGCCUCCUUCAUGCAAAAUUCAGCAAUAUGAUUGCUAAUGAGCGCUUGUAUAAAGCAGCGGGAGAGGACAGUCAGCAUCACUAUACACCAACACUGGGUCUGCCUGAGUUUACAAGGGCAAGAAUAAAUGCAGCCAUCCUCAGUAAUGCAAAAUACAGAGAAUCUUGGCAUAAUCUACGUGCUCAAGGCUACAAGCUGACAACGGAAGCACUCCCAUUCCAGACUGCCAGGGCCUCCAGAGAAAUUGCCAGUGAUUACCAAUAUAAACACAACUUUGUGAUGGAGAGAGGAAAGCACAUUGGUGCUAGAAGUGUUCUGGAUGACACCAGGCUGCUGCAUUGCUUGCAUGCUGCCAAAUUACAGAGUGAACAAGAGUAUAAGAAGGGAUCUCAGAAAGUCUGGUCUCAAUACCAUCUGCCCAUGGACAUGGUGGAUCUCGUCCAUGCCAGGAAAGCCCAGGCCUUAGCGAGUGAUCAAGAUUACAGAAAGAGACUCCAUGAAUUCACAGCACUCCCGGAAGACAUGAAGCUGAAGUGGGCCAAAAGAGCUCACAUGUUGCAGAGUGAGCAUCGCUAUAAAUCAGACCUGAACUUCAUGAAAGGCGUUGGUUGGAUGGCUCUGAGAUCUCCGCAGAUAGAAAGCGUAAAGAAGGCUGGAGAGCUCAUCAGUGAGGUGAAGUACCGUCAAAAACCAGAAAGUUUGAAGUUCACUGCUGUGGUUGACUCUCCAGAUUUGAUUCAUGCUAAAACCAGCUACCUCCAGUGCAGUGACAGACUGUACAAGGCUGGAGACUCCGAAGCCAGGCACAGGUACACCCUGCCUCCUGAUCAUCCAGAUUUUAUCCGAGCCCGCCAGAAUGCACUUUACAUCAGUGAUAAAUUGUAUAAAACAUCUUGGGAACAGACAAGGGCAUCUGGCUAUGAUUUUAGAAUUGACGCCAUCCCAUUCCAGACAGCGAAGGCUUCAAGAGAGAUUGCUAGUGAUUACAAAUACAGAGAAGCCUUCCUGAGAGAUAGAGGCCAGCAGAUUGGAUUCCUCAGUGCAAAUGAUGAUCCCAAUAUCAGGCAUGUCCUCAGAGUGGGGAAACUCCAAAGUGACAACCAAUACAGGAGUGGAUAUGCCCAAAACAGGGCACAGUUCCACAGUCACCUCAACCAGCCAGGAUUCCUCCAUGCUAAGAGAAGCCAGCAGCUUGCAAGCAGCGUUAACUACAGGCAGCCUUUGCACCAGUACACCUGUGAUCCUGAGCAGCUAAAUGUGAAGCACGCAAAGCAGGCCUACAAGCUGCAGAGUGAUGUAAAAUACAAGUCUGACUUGAACUGGCUCAGGGGCCUUGGCUGGACUCCCCCAGGUUCUCACAAAGUUGAAAUGGCAAGGAGAGCUGCUGAGUUGGCAUACAUCCGAGAAAUGGGACUGCAGGGUGCUUCUGCUCAGUACGGACCUCGAGUUGACCAAUUGGAUACGGAUGGAUCUCAGCAGGUCACAGUCAACCCUGAUGCUUCAGAAAUUCUGCAAGUCAAGAAAAGGAAAAUGCAGCUGUAUCAGAAGUAAACACAAACUCGAUAUAACACACAUCCUGCAGCUUUUC
Messenger RNA from Eurypyga helias (sunbittern), 5251 nucleotides. RefSeq names its product nebulin-related anchoring protein (gene NRAP). Gene Ontology annotation, biological process: cardiac muscle thin filament assembly. Bases 1 to 5214 code for a protein of 1737 amino acids. Lineage: Eukaryota; Metazoa; Chordata; Aves; Eurypygiformes; Eurypygidae. The transcript is spliced from 42 exons. Gene Ontology annotation, molecular function: actin filament binding. Gene Ontology annotation, cellular component: Z disc. The record is from RefSeq and is a predicted model, not a curated record.